AUGUUCAGGAACCCUGAAUCCAAUGACAGAAGUACUGAACAAUUUCGUAAACUAUUUAUCGGUGGUUUAAAUCCUCAAACUACUGAAUCGAAUUUGAGAGAAUACUAUGGACAAUGGGGAGAUAUUGUCGACGCUGUCGUCAUGAAAGAUAAACGAUCUAGUCGCUCCAAGGGCUUUGGCUUUGUUACAUACAAGGAGCCUGAGAUGGUGGAUGCCGCGCAGGCACAGCGGCCU
Molecule: messenger RNA, 234 nt
Organism: Protopolystoma xenopodis
Lineage: Eukaryota; Metazoa; Platyhelminthes; Monogenea; Polystomatidea; Polystomatidae
Source: the annotation of a GenBank genome assembly